Messenger RNA from Plutella xylostella (diamondback moth), 1301 nucleotides. Its product is annotated as protein CFDP2-like. NCBI's taxonomy places the organism in Eukaryota, Metazoa, Arthropoda, Insecta, Lepidoptera, Plutellidae. Gene Ontology annotation, molecular function: catalytic activity. The record is from RefSeq and is a predicted model, not a curated record.
CUGCGUAUCGGACUGCUUCUGGAUAACGGACUCGGAAUCGACAAGACCUGCGGCGAUGAGCAAAAGUAGAGAGGUUCGGUUGUGAUGCACACCGGGCUUUGUCCGAUGCUUGCACGUAGGCGGCUCAGAGAGAGUGGUCGCUUUUGCGCUGAUUGAGGUGACAGCGUGAGCUCGGCAGCACUCUGAGUGUCCAAGCAGCCCUAUUCAGGGAAGCACUGCUUGCCCCACACGGGGACGGGACUAGAAAAGGUGUCCUAAAAAUUGCUCGCCUCAAAACUACAGGGAGGUAGUAACCACGGCUGCCUGAGCAUCCCUCCAAUCGUGGUCGAAAACGAGCACAUUAUAACACGACAUCAAAAAUGACAUUUGCUGCAUGGAACGUACGCACACUGAUUGAUCGCGAUACCAACAUUUGCCCUGAAAGAAAAACCGCUAUAGUGGCACGUGAACUUCGUCGCUAUAAUGUGGAUGUAGCCGCAAUCAGCGAGACCCACCUGGCCGACGAAGGAGAACUAGUGGAGCACGGUGGCGAGUAUACUUUUUACUGGAAGGGGACUCCUGCAUCCGAGCCAAGACGCUCAGGAGUCGGGUUUGCGAUCAAAAGCGCUAUUGUGAAGAAACUGGUUGAAUGUCCAGUGUUUAUUUCCGACCGCAUUAUCACUUUGCGCUUACACUUGGAAAAUAAUCAGUACCUCAACUUGAUAAGCGUUUAUGCCCCAACGAUGACCAACGAUGACGACAUUAAGGAGCGUUUCUAUGAAGAGCUUGCAGCCACCCUCUCUGGUAUUCGACCGGUAGAGAAGAUCCUUCUGCUUGGUGACCUGAAUGCUAGAGUUGGCCGUGAUUAUGAAGCUUGGCCGCGUGUUUUGGGUCGGCACGGUAUAGGUAACAUGAACAGUAAUGGCCAAAUGUUACUCAGCCUCUGUGCGCAAUUUGGCUUGGCUAUAACCAAUACCUAUUUUAGAUUACCCAUUAAGCACAAGGUCACAUGGAUGCACCCGAGGUCCAAACACUGGCACCUUAUAGACUACGCCAUAGUCCGGCAAGCGGAUAUUUCGCAAGUCCUCGUCACGCGGGUUAUGCGAGGGGCCGAAUGUUGGACGGAUCACAAGCUUGUGGUGACUAAAGUAAAACUGCGACUUCGCCCGCCCGUCAGAUCCAACAGAGUCAAUUCAGCACGUCUUGACGUAAAUAAACUGGCUAGUAUGGAAACUCGAAACAGUUAUUGUCAUGCUUUGAAUAACGCAACCUCAACAAUUGACACAGAUGGUGACUUACAAAUGACAUGGGACUUACAGUGA